This is a messenger RNA of Trichoderma asperellum CBS 433.97, 309 nucleotides long. NCBI's taxonomy places the organism in Eukaryota, Fungi, Ascomycota, Sordariomycetes, Hypocreales, Hypocreaceae. The record is from RefSeq and is a predicted model, not a curated record.
AGAGACGAUUUCAUUAAGAGACAAUCUAAAUAUAACCCCAACAUAAUAGUUUGUGUUAACGAGAGUGGGUGCGACCGAAGUCUUGAUAUGCUAAAGAAGGUAUACGGCCUAAAGGGCGUAAGACUAGUACAAGCCAAGCGCUUCUAUCAUAGGAAGAAAGUAUAUAAGGAAAAUACAGAUGUAAACGUAUUCAAAGGCUUUAUCAAAAGGCUCCUCUCAUUCUGUAGUAGGUUUCCACAGCCAAGAUCUGUUAUCUUGAUGGAGAAUGCUUCAUUCGAUCUUGACUCUAUGGUGUGCGAUUUAAGGUAA